Messenger RNA from Cucurbita pepo subsp. pepo (vegetable marrow), 646 nucleotides. RefSeq names its product protein CHLOROPLAST VESICULATION-like. Lineage: Eukaryota; Viridiplantae; Streptophyta; Magnoliopsida; Cucurbitales; Cucurbitaceae. The record is from RefSeq and is a predicted model, not a curated record.
UUCUUAAUUAACCGUGUCACAACGGUGGCUGUUCCAAACUUGCUGGACUUCCCUUGCCGUCGUUCUCAUUUCUCAACUACCGUGAGCUGACCAACAACCUCUUCUUCUUUUUAACUUCUCCAUUUCCCAUCUCCUUCUCUCCCAAAUUCCACAGUUCCAUAAACACUCCAACAGACAAAUUCAUCAAAAGAAAAUGGCUAUGUCCACCACCACUUGUUGCCUGAACAACCUCAACCCGCCGCCGCGGCUGCUCCCAAAGUCCACCACACCCACCACCAAUCAACUCCUUCCACGGAAUGGAAAUGGAGAACGAUGGCAAAAGCGGUGCGUUUUGGGGGUGGUCGGAGUGGCAAUGGCUCUGCAAAUGGUCGGAGAAAGUGGCGGCGUAGAAAUGGGAGAUGUCAAUUUUGUUGAUUCCAGAAAAUGGAGCGAAGAAAGAAUGUGCCCACAGUGGCGGCUCAAUUCCCUCGAAACCAUCGUGCCGGAGAAUCUCCCAAGGCCGGCCGCCCGCCGGAGAUGGGAACCCGCCGCCCUUCCUCGCACAGCGCCUCAACUCCGAACCAUACAUCCAUCUUCCCUCUCUACUCGCUGCUUCUCUAUGUAAUUACCAAAUCCCUAAAUACCAAUUCUUCAAUACCAUUUUACA